Messenger RNA from Oldenlandia corymbosa var. corymbosa, 3154 nucleotides. The record is from the annotation of a GenBank genome assembly. NCBI's taxonomy places the organism in Eukaryota, Viridiplantae, Streptophyta, Magnoliopsida, Gentianales, Rubiaceae.
GUACUCCAUCCGUCCCAAAGUUAUUGUCCAAUUUGAAAUUUUACUUUUAGUACAAUUUGAACUAGAAAUGAAAAUGCAAACUGAACAAUAAUUAUGGAACGGAGGAGUACUGCUACUUGGAAAUUAGAAAUUUUUUUCAUCAACAACCAAAAAAAAUCCUUCGGCCCAAUUUAGGCCCAUUUGAAAUCAACUUUUAGGCCCAAAUGACGUCGCCGCUUGCCCCAAAGGUCGGUCAAAAUCUCCACUCUCCUUUUUUUUUCUGGUUCCUUUCUUCUACAAUUGAGAGUUGUAUUGUUGUUGUACUUGAAAUAUAGAAUCCUCUUUGUAACUUCAUCGUUUUGCCGCAUUCGAGGAAUCAAAUUUCACCCGUUUGUCUGUACGCUAAUUCCUUUAUUUUUCAUACCUCGAUUGCCUUCAUGUCCAAGAAUCAAUCAGUUAGGCGUUUGUGGAAUACGGGUUUUACUAUUGGGUUGUUGAGGAAACAAGAUUAUCAGAGGUUUUUAUUCGGUAUUUUAAGUCGGCGCCAGUCUCAAUGGCCCUCCCAAAAGCCCGAAAAUGGAACUGGGGAGAGGAAACACGGCGGGUUGAAUGAUUCCAAACAGGGCUCACAACUUCCUCUUAAAACUAAUGUAAAUAAAGACUAUGUUCCAACCAGAUAUAGCUCGGAUGAAGAUGAUUUCAUUGGCAACAGUAGUAGUGAUGAUAAUAGUAAUAAAUGGAAGCUUGAACUUGAUUGGCUUACUAAGCCUCUUGAACCUGCACUUCAACUUUGUAAAUGGGCUCUUCCUUCAGGCACUGGAAUUGGGGAUAGACCACCUCCUACGACUAGAUCCAUUUCAGAGAUCUUCGCAAGCAUCCAAAGGAGUAAGAUUGGACUUCAGGAUUGGAGUCUUAGUGAUCUUACUGUAGGCUUGUAUUUAAUUUAUCUGCAGCAAGCUUCCAAAGGCCUGGUUGAGAAUGUCAAGGGCGAGCAGAUAUUUUCUGAAUCAACUGUUCACGAUCUCAUCUACCACAUGGAAUUAGCCAAAGGGGCUUACAAGGAUAAUCCUCGCAUAUUAGCCAAGAUUAGCAUGCUUCGUGAAAGCAAUGUUGUAAAAUUUGUAAAUAACUCUAGUGUAUUGAGACCUGGGUAUUAUGUAGGUAUUGAUGAAAGAAGGAAAAAUGUAGUACUUGGAAUACGUGGAACACACACGUUGUACGACCUCGUUACUGACAUUGUAUCUUCGAGUCAUGAAGAACUCACGUUUGAAGGCUAUUCCACACAUUAUGGGACAGCUGAAGCAGCUCGAUGGUUUCUUCAACAUGAAAUAGAGACCAUAAAGAUGUGUCUAAAUAGACACCAGGGAUUUAGGUUACGGAUUGUUGGUCAUUCCCUUGGAGGUGCAAUAGCUUCUUUGCUGGCAAUAAUGCUGCGUAAAAGGUCUAUGAAAGAGCUUGGAUUUGACCCCCAAAUUGUUUCAGCCGUUGGGUUUGCCUCUCCACCUUGUGUUUCGAGGGAACUGGCUGAAAGUUGUUCUGACUAUGUUUCGACAGUAGUAAUGCAGGACGAUAUCAUCCCAAGAUUAAGUGUUGGUACAUUGACAAGAUUGAGAAACGAAAUUAUUCAAACGGAUUGGGUUACUGUUUUAGAGAAGGAAGACUGGAAAAGAGUAGUUGGCCUUGUAACAAAUGCAAAGCAGGUGGUGUCUUCUGUGCAAGAUGUGACUCGGAAGCUCGCUGAUUAUGCUAAGUUAAAAGGCCCAACCACUUUUGAUGGUAUUUUUUAUAGCCUGUCACUCUCGGUUGCAUCAAAUGUUCGCUCUUUGAUAAAUGUAAACGUUUUGUUGAUAAUGAUGGCCAUGUUUACGCAAAGAUGUGCAUAGUAUAAUUACUACUCACAUGUCAUACUUGCUUAGUCUCAUCAGUGGCUGUGCAGUCCCUCUUUGAACUGUCAGUUGAAAAUUACUACAUCUGCUCAGUCAAAUCAUUCAUGCAUCAUUUAGGGAUAAGUCUCUUACAUAUAUCUGAUGUUUACGUCGCAUGAUGGGUUGUAGCAGAUAGUUCAGUUAAUAUGCUUAAAUUCUGAUGCUAUUUGGCAGUUACAUAAAAUGCAAAAGGCGAGCUUUUCUCAUUUUAUUUUUAUUCCGGUUAAGCAAAGCUCUCUCAUUUAGAGUUCAUGUAGUUUCUCUUUUAGGAAGGUCGAAACUUAUCACAUAUGAGGUCAGAAAUCAUAAAAAGCUGAACUACUGCUGGAUGUUGCCUAACAUAAUAUGACAGCUACAGAAGUUGUUUCGAGUUUAUCUUGUGAUAGUUUAAUUUGGUUAUGUUUCUUCUUUGUGUUAGGAAUAAGUGUCAAGUGUGUCACUCAAGAUCUCAUAGUACUCUGGAUGGUAUUUCUAGCUAAGUUGUGAAAUUGAUUUUUGUGUCACUUUACGACAUUGUCUUGUACUGUGUCUUCUAAGCUAUUGUUUCUAAGGUCAAGUAAGCUGUGGAUAAAUCUAUCACAAGGUAAACACUUCUUUGUUAUAAUAUUCUUUCAUUUCAUGUUGUAGUUGAAUCAGCUGAAGCUCAUUCUAAAGCGGAAAUAUCCGAUUCAUCAUUGCCUGAAGAAUUGGUCGUCCCAGGGUCUCUUUACUACUUGAAGAGGAAUGUGGUUUGUCAGAAAGAUGGCAAAUCUGAGGAAUUUUUCACCCUUUGGAAGAGGCAUCCAGGUGAACACUUUGAGAGAAUACUGCUCUCUAGCAAUUUAAUUUCGGACCAUAAAUGUGAUUCACAUAUCUAUGCUUUAAGGGAUGUACUCAAAGGUUUGCCAGGGUCCCUUGAUGAUGGUCUUUUCAGAUAAACAAUUCUGCGAAUUUUGUCAUUUUUUGAAUUCAAAUGUAAAAGCUGUGUGAAAGUAGUGUUGCUGAGAACUAAGCUGAGGCAAUUUUUUUUGGCAUAAAUUCACCUCUGUAAUGUUGUUACAUUAACUGUGCUACCGAGUAUGGUCUCCCUCCGUUGCUGUUGCAUCUGGUCUCAAUAAGCCAUUCAACCCUUUUGGCUAUAGUUGUUUGACUUGGGGGAUUAACAUAUUUGACAAAAUUACUUGAGAUUAAAUUCUCAUUUAAAUGACAUUUCAUAAUUUGUACUUUCCGUCCCAAAUUUGAAGUCAAGCUUUUAUAUAUUGUAUUGAAAC